AUGGUUUUAAAAGAGUAUGUUAAAGUAGGGGAUACCCUUAAUGAACGAUUUAAGAUUAUUAGUCUUAUUGGUAAAGGAUCAUAUGGUGCUGUUUAUGAAUGUUUAGACACUAAGACAAAAAAUCAUAUUGCUAUGAAAGUAGAAUCUAAUGGCAAGAACUCGGAAUCAACAUCAAAAAUGGAAUUAGAUGUUCUUAAAAUAUUAAUAAACAAAAAGAAUGUGGCUCAACUAAUUUAUGGUGAAACAAAAGAAAAAUAUACAUUUAUUGUAAUGAAUUUACUUGGAAAGAAUCUUUUUGAUCUAAAGAAUCUUUGUGGUACUUUCAAAUUAUCUACUGUUGCAAGAAUAGGAAUACAACUACUUUAUGGAUUAAAAAAUUUGCAUGAUGCUGGAUUUGUUCAUAGAGAUAUAAAACCUGGAAACAUAGCUAUUGGUAGAGGUAAUGGAAUGCAAAAAGUCAUUUAUAUUCUGGAUUUUGGAUUAUGUAGAAGAUUUAAAGACGAAAAAAAGCCAGGUAAAAUAAUACCACCAAGAAAAAUUGUUCCUUUUUGUGGGACAUUAACAUACUGUAGUCUUAAUGCACAAAAUGAUAAAGAACAAGGAAGAGGUGAUGAUUUGAUUUCACUUGCCUAUGUACUCAGUGAUCUUAUUAAAGAACUUCCAUGGUCAUUAGUAUCUGACGAUCUUGAAAUGUGCCGUAUCAAAAAAAAAACUAAAGGUAAAGAUUUAUUUCCUGAAAAUACGUCUUUAGCUAAUUUUUUUGACUAUGUUAAAACUCUUAAAUAUAAAACAGAACCAGAUUAUGAGAAAAUGUUUCAAUUGUUUAAUUUAAUUAUUAAGGAAACUAAUGUAAAAUUUUCUGAUCCAUAUGAAUGGGAAGCAAUUUUAGAUAAAACAAAAGGAUCAAAAGCUAAGAAAAGUUUAAAACGAAAAAGUGUAAUAAAUAACUUUUAUACAGCUAAAAAGUUUAAAAAAAUAUAA
Strongyloides ratti is the source of this 981-nucleotide messenger RNA. RefSeq names its product Asator. Gene Ontology annotation, molecular function: protein serine/threonine kinase activity; ATP binding. NCBI's taxonomy places the organism in Eukaryota, Metazoa, Nematoda, Chromadorea, Rhabditida, Strongyloididae. The record is from RefSeq and is a predicted model, not a curated record. Bases 1 to 981 code for a protein of 326 amino acids. The transcript is spliced from 3 exons. Gene Ontology annotation, cellular component: nucleus; cytoplasm. Gene Ontology annotation, biological process: peptidyl-serine phosphorylation; signal transduction.